Messenger RNA from Aedes aegypti (yellow fever mosquito), 4943 nucleotides. It is a transcript of the gene fw, whose product is annotated as sushi, von Willebrand factor type A, EGF and pentraxin domain-containing protein 1. The record is from RefSeq and is a predicted model, not a curated record. Bases 899 to 4531 code for a protein of 1210 amino acids. Lineage: Eukaryota; Metazoa; Arthropoda; Insecta; Diptera; Culicidae. The transcript has 10 exons.
CAGUUUGUGUGCAACUUCCGAGCGGUUUGGUUCAGGUUUGAAAUCGCGCGCGCGUUCGUUCCGAAUUCGGUUGCUAAAUUUUAACAGAGUACACGUGAUAUCCUUCGGUCGUUUGCAUGGGGCGAGUGAGCGAUUACCGCCAUUAGUGUUGGUGAGUGACAUUUUCCUCCCCCGUUCGUGUUCUAGAAGCGUGAUCAAGUUGUUCGGGAUUGUUCUUGGAUCUCUAGGAAUUCGCUCGCUCAAAGAGGGUGGCCCAGUUCUAGUGCUCUCGAAGGCAAACCAGGAAACCGAAGACGUUGAGGGGGUGGAUCGCGAUCGCAAUUCGCGGGGAGGCGCGGAAGGUGGAACCAGUUUCUCUCCGUUUUUGGGCUCUACGUGCACAGGAGACUUGAACAGGCGACGAACCGGGAAGAAAAGCCCACAAUUCAACGCAAAAAAAAAAAAUAAAAUAGAAAGGAGAAAAAGUGUCCCACUGAAUCGAGUGCUGUGUGCGGUGUUGCUAAAUGGAUAAGUCAAUAUAAAAAUCGUGUUGUGCAAUUUGCGUGGCCCCCGUUGACAACUACCACAGUGUGAGAGGAAAUAGUAAUCCAGGAAGCCGACCGUUGGGGCGAAAUCAAAUUAAAUUUUUCGAAAGUGAUAAUCAAGUGUCCGAGCGUGCGAUCGUGUUUUCGAUCUCUUUCCAUCCGAGCAGUGCUAUAAUUGUGAAACACAAGUGACAGUGAAGUUCCCCUUCACUUGCCGAAUGUGUUUCUAAUAUCUAGUGACGACGCAACUCGGCAAGUGCUCUCAUUUUUUUUUUUCGGUGGAUCAAGUUUCCUCGUCGAGAGGUUCGUCGCUUGUUUUGCUGCGAUCAUCGCAAGUCUCGUACGAGGUGACAGCUAGCAGCCGGAAAGAAGAGAUGAUGAGAGAUCAUCAUCUGGAGCUUUUGGAAAGGCGACGCCGCAGAAGACACCACCUUAAGGAUGACGAUGGAGGUGGCGGCGGAAAAGGCGAAGGUGGAUCAGCUGCAAAACAACGACAACGACAAGAUCGACGCCGGUGUUGGAAUUUAUCCAACAAUGUUUUGGCGACGGCGGUUGUUGUUGCUGCUGCGACGAUCGUGAGCAACUGGGCCGGUGUGAAUUGUCAAGUAUGCGGACCUCCAGCGAUACCCCCGAAUGCCCGGGUACAGACACAACCAGCGGACGGCGGAGGUCCUGGCUUCCGGUCGGCCAAGUACGAGUGUGACUCCGGCUACGAGCUGUUCGGCCAGGAAACGAUCCGAUGCGAUCCGGUCAAGGGCUGGGACAGGGAGCUGCCGUUUUGUGGAACCAACGUGGCGUACCGAAAGCCAGUGAAUCAAUCGUCCGCAACGCGUUCCGGCCCGGCGGGAUUUGCCAACGAUGGCAAGCCGGGCAAUCAGAACCCGGAUGGGCAAGAGUGUUCCGAAACUCAGAAGGAGGCCUCGCCCUGGUGGAGGGUGGAUUUGCUAACGCCGGAAGCGGUUCGGGUUGUGAGGAUCACCACUAGGGGCUGCUGCGGUCAUCAACCGCUGCAGGAUCUGGAGAUUCGAGUGGGAAACAGCAGUUCGGAUCUGCAGAGGAAUCCACUGUGCGCCUGGUAUCCGGGGACGAUGGACGAAGGGACGACCAAGAGCUUCACCUGUGCCAGACCGUUGAUCGGUCAGUACGUUACGGUUCAACUGGUCGGAGUCGAGAGUAGUCUGAGUCUUUGCGAGGUGGAAGUAUUCUCGAACGAUGAGUUUUCGCCGGAUAGAUGUGCGGCGCCGAAUUUGAACGCCGAUACGAUCCUGACGACGUUCGCCAAGACGUGCUACGAAUUUCACAUAACCAGGGGAGAGAGCUUCGACAAGGCGCGGCAAGUGUGUCGGAAGCACGGAGGUGACCUAAUCCACGACAUACGCGGAGCCACCACGGAUUACAUCAUUUCCGAGCUGGAGCGACGCAAGGCGGAUCUGAGGACGCAGCUGGUGUGGAUCGGAGCGCAGAAAGAGCCCGGGAUUACGUCUCGCACCUGGAAAUGGGUGAACGGAGAUACGGUGCUGAAGCCGACCUGGGGCAAAGAUCAACCGAACAACUACAACGGCGAGCAGAACUGUGUCGUGCUGGAUGGAGGCCGCAGCUGGCUGUGGAACGAUGUCGGCUGCAAUCUGGACUAUCUGAACUUCAUCUGCCAGCAUCGGCCGCUGAGCUGUGGAUCGCCGGAAGCGCUGGUCAAUACGACCAUCGUGGGGAAGAACUUCACCAUCGGAUCGACCAUCAGCUAUCGGUGUCCGGUGGGGCACUCGCUGAUCGGGGACGCCAAGCGGCUCUGCCAGGAGUCCGGGGUAUGGAGCGGACGGCCACCGACCUGCAAGUACGUGGAUUGCGGACCGCUACCACCCAUCGAACACGGAGGCAUCAUCCUCUCCGAGCAACGCACCAGCUUCGACGUCAAAGCCACUUACACGUGCCACGAAAACUACACACUCAUCGGCAACGAGAACCGAACCUGCGGGCUCGAGGGCUGGUCCGGAACGGAUCCCAAAUGUUUGGUCGACUGGUGUCCUGAACCGCCACCGAUCCAGGGCGGCUCGAUCAAAGUUUCUGGACGACGAGCUGGAUCGACUGCUGUCUACGCUUGCGAUUAUGGGUUCGUGCUCAUCGGAGAACCUGUCCUGUCGUGCGGCCUUGGAGGGAACUGGACCGGUAAAACGCCGGUUUGUCGAUUCGUCGAUUGCGGAAUGCCUGCUCGACCGGAUCGGGGCAACUUGUUGCUGGUCAACGACUCCACCACGGUUGGGUCCAUGGUGCGGUACUUCUGCGACGACGACUACUGGCUAGUGGGACCCCAGGAGCUCUUCUGUACCAAAGAUGGCAAAUGGUCCGGGAAUGCUCCUGCUUGUGAACUGAUCACCUGCGAAACGCCUCACGUGCCACCCGGAUCCUACGUCGUCGGUUACGACUACAACAUCCACUCGUCCAUCCAGUACCACUGCGAUCCGGGUCACAUUCUACGCGGAGAGGACACCCUCACCUGUCUCGAAUCCGGCCACUGGAGCGGGGAAGCUCCGGACUGCGAAUACGUUGACUGCGGUCCGCUAACCCCAAUUCCGUUUGGAUCGCACCGGUAUCUGCAGAACACGACCUACCUCGGAUCGGAAGUCCUCUAUUCGUGUGCCAACUCGCAUCGGUUGAGCGGAAGCCCCAAGCGAAUCUGCAUGGAGACCGGUCUCUGGAGUGACGCUGCUCCACGCUGUGAGGAAAUUCGCUGCCCGGAACCGACAUUCGCCCCUCAUAGCAUUCUCAGCGUUACAGGGAACGACCGGAUGUACGGAAGGACGCUCAUCCGAACGUCGGAUGUGGCGGCCAACAGCGUGCAGACGUACAAGAUCGGCGCGUUGGCCAAGUACCGGUGCGAACGUGGAUACAAGAUCGUAGGCGAACCACUGAUCACCUGCGAGGAAAAUGGACUCUGGAGCGGAGAGAUUCCGGAGUGUGUAUACGUUGACUGCCAAGCGCCACCAUCGACCCGUAAUGGAAAGGUCACUCUCGCAACAAAUGCCACGUACUACGGAGCGGCGGCCCUGUACGAGUGCGACGCCAACUUCAAACUGGACGGAGUUUCGCGACGGCUGUGCAUGGAGGACGGAAGCUGGAGUCACGAAACGCCUGCCUGCGUGGAGAUCACCUGCGAUGAACCAAAUCUCAGCGAUAACUUGGUGGUAGAUCUAGGCAGCCGGAAGGUAGGAACGUCGGCCAAGUUCAGCUGCGCCAAGGGUAGGUAUAUGAUCGGAAAUGGAACGAGGACGUGCCAGAACACGGGCGUGUGGUCCGGACGGAAUCCGGUGUGCAAAUUGAUCGACUGCGGACGGCCGGCGGACAUCGAAAACGGAAGGGUGAUCGUAGUCAACGAUUCCACCGUGUACGGUGGGUCGGCUGAGUACCACUGCGUCCCGCACUACAACCGCAUCGGACCGUACCUGAGGAAGUGCAUGGAUGACGGCAAAUGGAGCGGCGAGGAGCCGCGUUGCGAAUUGAUCGUCAACGACGCCCAGGAAACGAACAGCCUCGGAACGGGCAUCGCCAUCGGCGCCGCCAUCAUCGUCAUCCUGUUGAUCCUGAUCGGCGUUCUGUUCCUGCACCGGAACAAAGCCCGCCCGGUCAAGAACACCGAAAACGUCCAAGCCGCAGAGCACAAGGACGAACAGAAUGCGGCCGUCAUGUCCUACUCCUCGCUGGAGAACGGCCGACACAACUUCGACCUGCAAAACCGAGGCAACCUGGUGACGUUCAACACGUUCCAAGGUGCCAAUGGUACCAAUCCGCCUCCACCCAGAUUAAACGGGAACGGGGCGAACAUUAGUGUAAGCAAUAACAAUAGCAUCAGCAGUAGGCACAUGAAUGGAGGCGGCGAGAACAUCUACGACCAAAUACCCAACGAACAGUUCUACGACGCCCCGUACGAGAUGCGAAGUAACGAAGAGGUCUAUGAACCGGAACCGACUGCCCGAGGGAACGUCAUUACCAUCAACGGGGUGAGUGUGCGAUGAUGAGGUCGCACCCUCCCUCCCCGAAAACCGCCUUUUUACCUAUUAAUCAUAGUUUAGACGAUAUGGUUAUUUAGUUUGUACGCGCGCACCCAAUCCGAAGAUAUCGAGAAAGACUUAAAAGCUUAUGGUCGGAUGUUCGAAUUCGAGAGGAAACAAAAUUUUAAGAAAACCAUCGUGAAUACUAAUUUAUUUAGGCCUUUUACCGCGUCGACUUCCUUUCGGGGCCGCCCCCUCUUCCUUCGGCUCGACAGUGAUGAUGCUUCCUUUUGUGUAAAUAUUUCCGCUUUCUAGAAUGCAAUAAAAAAAACUACGCGAAACUUUAAUCGACGUCCAAGCCAAGCAAAGAACGUGGCAGCGAUAGGAAAUUUUAUAACAAAAAAUACUCUUGGAAAGAGCUUCUUUUAGUACUUUG